UCUCCGCCCCUGAUCACACCCCACCCACCAUGCCUACAGUCUCAAAACCCCAACAAACAAGUUGUCACACAGACUGAUAAAGUCCGAUCAAGGAGUCCCCACUCACUCAUAAAAGAUCCAAAUCUAGUUAUUUAACUACAAAGCGGCGAGAGUUAAAAGGAAACUCUUGCUGACAACCGGAGAUGACUGUGAGGAGACUCUGGCGGAAAUGUCUUAUCACGGUAAGGAGUUUAUGGAGCCGGUUCCAUUUGUCCCUCCACUGGCUCUCCGCGGCCUCUCCAUGGAGAACAGUGGAGCACACUACAAGGAUGCGCUUCGACUUGGACUACCCUUGCACCUGGAAGCUGGAUACCUUGACCCUGUGCACGGCCAGGGGUUACCUUACAGACAAUUAUCCUAUUUCCCCUUCCACGCGCCCCUCGGCUUGUGUGAUUAUUCAUUUGAGCCUGCGUUCAUCCGGAAAAGGAACGAAAGGGAGCGACAUCGAGUGCGCUGCGUAAACGCGGGUUACGCGCGGCUCAGAGAGCAUCUGCCGCGGGAGUUUGAGGACAAACGGCUCAGUAAAGUGGAGACACUGCGGGCGGCUAUUGACUAUAUCAAACACCUGCAGAGCCUGCUGGACUUAAACGUGUCCGGGAUGGAGAUGUCACUUGGAGACGCGUACAACCGUGAACAGUUACCUCAGUUACCAAAGAGGACAGAGUGCAACAGUGAUGGAGAAUCCAAAACUGGCCUCAGCGACAGUGGGGAAAUUGUUUAAUAACUCUCUCUCU
Molecule: messenger RNA, 773 nt
Organism: Etheostoma cragini (Arkansas darter)
Lineage: Eukaryota; Metazoa; Chordata; Actinopteri; Perciformes; Percidae
Product: achaete-scute homolog 4
Exons: 2
Coding region: 209-760 (183 amino acids)
Biological process (GO): developmental process; regulation of transcription by RNA polymerase II
Molecular function (GO): RNA polymerase II transcription regulatory region sequence-specific DNA binding; protein dimerization activity; DNA-binding transcription factor activity, RNA polymerase II-specific
Source: RefSeq, a predicted model, not a curated record